GAAAUAUUUUACACUCAGAUAGCGCGCUUGUUACGGUUCGCUCGAAUUGUUUUCGCGUGAGCGAUCCGCAGUUCAAUGGUUUUGUGUGUGUGGCUUUUGACUUUACUUCUAAGGUCCGUUAUUUCUCAUCAAUUUGACUUGAUUCAUGAGUCUGAAAAUGCUGGAAUGAAUUCCAAUUUACGUCUGGAGUUGGAAAAUUUCGCUGGGAAUAUUUCUGCCGCUUAUGUCACAAAAUGGUACAAGAAUGAUCAAAUUCAGACAGAAACAUUGCUUAAUGGAAGCAUGUCGUACUGUUUACGGGAUUACUUGCGAAUUGCACGAGCCGUUAUUUCUGGUGAAUCCUGGCCUUAUAAAUUUAUUGAUGCGUCUGCAAAGAUUCCGGCUGGUUUGACUGGUGGUGCUUUAACGUGGUCAGGAAGCUACGAACUCUGUAAAACAAUUGAGUCCACACCGUCUGCAAAUGAGUCGGCAAUUCGAGGAAGAUACUGUACUAUCCGAUUCCCCGUGACCAUAAAUGACCCAGAUGUGGCGAUUGAUAUAGGCAUCCAGAUUGGAUUCUGUCUUCCAUUUGACUGCAGUACCGAUGAAAUGCGAAAACUUGUAAGGGCAGUACUUGCAUUGCCACGACUCCAGAUUGACGACCGUUAUUCGUACUGUCACUUGGGUCCAGAGGAAAUGGCAUCAGAUAAAUUCUUCAUUUUUGCCGUGAUUAUCCUCACUAUCCUUGGCAUCCUGGUCCUCGUGGGUACACUUAUCGAUCUGGGGUUAUAUAUAAAGUGGAAGUCUACUAUUUCGUACGAACCCGUUGAUCAGUUCGAAUCGCUAUUAUUUAACGAAGAAUCUUCGUCUGUUAUGGCAUCUUCAUCAAGUGUACAAAGUGAUGAGCAAGGUGUCUCUGCGUCCACACGCCCACCAGAAACAUUUUCAGCAUAUUCAGAUUACAGAAAUGACUUCUACUACAAGUAUGCCUGUUGUGGAGCAUGUCUACUGGUCUUUUCGUUUCCAUACAACUUGUACAAAUUUUGGAACACCAAGAGCCCACAGAUUAAAGACGCUGACGGUCACUGGAUUACUCACCCGCUCGCAGCUCUAGACGGGAUUCGUGCUAUUACUCUCAGUUGGAUUAUCUACGUCCACACGUUAACCUUUCAAGUGUACUAUAUGAGCAACGCCUUACUAUUCCAAGACAAGCAAUAUAAGGACUGGAGGUUUCAACUUACCCGGAAUGGCUCAUUCAGUGUGGACACAUUUUUUCUGAUCUCGGGUCUACUUUCGUGUUAUAUCCUCAUACCAAACAGUGAGAAAUGCACAGGAAUCUGCGCCAAAAUUUGGUUCUGGUUACACUAUGCUGUUCACCGAUUUCUGAGAAUCGCCCCAAGUUGGUUUGUAGUAACUAUCGCCUUUACCGGGUUGUUCCCAUACAUGACGGACGGACCGCUUUAUCCACAAAAUCCGGCUGCGGAAGACGAUUUGGCUGCCUGUCGUGAUCACUGGUGGGUGACUUUUCUGAACAACUGGAUUCACACGGACAAACCUUGUAUGCUGUGGACGUGGUAUCUUUCGAACGACUAUCAGUUCAGUGUUGUCCUGGUACCCAUAUUUGCUGCACUGUUGGCCAUACACUGGAUUGCCGGCAUUCUGUUCGCCGUUGCCCUAGUUGUUAGUUCAUCUGCUGCUACAUUUGUGAUUACCUACCAGUAUGAAUACGGUCCAUCUCCAAUACCCUUGAAAAGCAUGGAGCAUCUAUACUCGGCAGCUUAUGCAAGAUGGGGAAGCUACGCAAUCGGGAUGAUUCUUGGCUGGUGGUUGUACUACCGUCCAAUCAAAGGAACGGGUCGUCGCUUCUGGGUUCGAUGUGUGACAUCAACGGCUGCGAGUGCCGCGGCAGCCUUUCUCACCUUAUGCUGUCUUUUCGGAUUGUACGGGCGACUCCACACUGAAGUAAACCCUAUGAGCAACCUGGAAGCCUCGUUCUAUGCAGCUCUGUCUCGGCCGGUUUGGUCCAUCGGCAUUGCCAUAUGUAUAUACCUUUGUGCCGCAGAUUGGUCGUCCGCCGUUAAUGCUCUACUCACCUUCGCCGGCUUUCGAGUGCUGGCUCGGUUGACCUACUGUGCCUACUUGAUUCAUCCUAUCAUCAUAAUGUACUACGGAUUUUCGCGAAGUGAAGCGGCACAUAUGGACAAUACAUUUUUGUUCUUCACUUUUCUUGCCGUAUGGCUUCUAUCUCAACUUAUGGCCCUUAUCAUAUCCAUGUGCACCGAAGUCCCAGUGAUUGUCAUGGAGAAUACUCUGAGGCGCAAACGUAGUCGCCAGGGUGCAGAAGAUGCGAAGUGAAUUAAAUUAUCACGCUCGUUUUCGAGUGGUCUAUCUCAACAGCUCGAAAGCUUUUGAUCACUUUUGCUUAUUCUUUAUGACAGAUCAUUUUGACUUUACAAAGUGCCUUGUACUUGUUUUUCAGAACGUUUGUUUAUAUAUCCAUUCCUAACUGUUGUGACUUUUGAUUUAUUCUUAACCACGUUUUUUAAAAUACUUUUUUUGUGACUAAAUUUUGG
Messenger RNA from Opisthorchis viverrini, 2552 nucleotides. RefSeq lists its product as hypothetical. Lineage: Eukaryota; Metazoa; Platyhelminthes; Trematoda; Opisthorchiida; Opisthorchiidae. Gene Ontology annotation, molecular function: acyltransferase activity, transferring groups other than amino-acyl groups. The coding region runs from base 76 to 2334 and encodes 752 amino acids. The transcript has 15 exons. The record is from RefSeq and is a predicted model, not a curated record.